This is a messenger RNA of Blepharisma stoltei, 1524 nucleotides long. Lineage: Eukaryota; Ciliophora; Heterotrichea; Heterotrichida; Blepharismidae. The record is from the annotation of a GenBank genome assembly.
AUGUCAGGAUUCCCAGAGCAAAGAAAAGUUAAAAAAACUUAUACGUCUCCUCCUGACGUGUUUGAGCCAGAUCUCAAAGAAUAUCCUCAAAAGCUUUCUAGCAUAAAAAAUUCCCUUUCCUCCUUUUCAAGUCAGCUGAGCAUUAAUCCCAAAGAUUUUAAGGAUUUUCAGCCCAUUUCUAAUUCUGACAUAUCUUCAAACUCCUCAAGUUCUUCCCCAACGGCUAUUCAAAAAGACACCUCACUUCAGCCAGAUUCAGGAGAUAUGUCUCCAAGUCUUGAGGUUACUGACCCAAAAGCCUGGAAAAAUGAAACAACUAAUGCAGAAGAAAUAAAGUCACCCUCAGAAACCGCGAAAAUUAUUUCUCCAAUACAAGUUCCAGAGCAAGAAGUUCCAACACCUAAAGAUACUCCAUUUGCGUCAACAGAGCAUUCUCCGAAAGAAAUCAGAGAAUUCAAUAUUCCUGAUUCCUCACAUUUCCAUAAAAUCACAUACAGUUGUGAAGAUAUCCAAAUAGUUAAAUACGAUGAUUGGUCCUAUGUGAUGCCAAUUGAAAUAGUUAGGAUUUGGAGGAGGAAAAAGACUGACAAUAAUUGAAAUUCAAGUAAAUUACCAGUCCCAAAGCCCAUUAUCAGAGCAAAUGCACCUGAUUCUCCAGGCAUGUGGAGAGCAGAAAUGUCAGAAACCCAACUCAAAAUAAGAAACAGAGCUGAAAAACUCAGAAAAAAAUUAGGAUCCCAAACACCUAUUGAUGAAAUUUCUGCCAGGAGAAUAAAAACUACCUUAAACAAGCUAACCCCUACAAAUCUUGACAAAUUAAAGCUGCAGCUCUUUGAAAUCUCAAGAGAAAAGCCAGAAAACCUAGAAAUCUUAGUUUCAGGAAUUUUCCAAAAAGCCUGCACAGAAACAAAAUACACCCAGCUUUACGCUGAGCUUUGUCAAUACUUAUCCCACCAAUAUCAUUCUUUGAAGCCAGAAGAAGAGCGCAAAAAGAAAAACAACCCUUUCCGUGAUGCCUUUUUAAGCCUCUGUGAAGCUUUAUUCUUUUAUAACCCAGGUGAAGAAAAUUUUGAAGGCCUUUCAAAAGAAGACAUUGAGAUAAAGAAAUAUAAAUUGAAACAAAAAGUGCUGGGAAAUGUCAGGCUUAUAGGUGAAUUAUUUAGAUUUGAGUUUAUACCAGCAAAGGUGGUGCUUCAGUGUAUUUGGGAUUUAACGACAAGUGGGAUUGAAAAAGAUGGAGAGGAAUAUAAGGUUAAUCAAGAGUUAAUUAGUGAAGACAAAUUGGAAGGAGCAGCUAUUUUAUUGAAUACUGGAGGUAGCAUGUUUGAGAUAGAGAAAUUGAUAAAGCAAACUGAAGAGCUGCUAGAUAUAGUGCAAUAUAUUAUUGACAAAGAGCUGGUUUCGUCAAGACUCAGAUUUUUAUUGAUGGUAAAUUAUAUGUAGAACGUGCUUGAUGCAAGAAAACAAGGAUGGCCAAGACCAAAAGACCAGCCAAGCUUUAUUAGUCAAGGGAAAAGGGAAUAA